AUGAAUCUUAUAAGUUGGAAUUGCAGGGGGCUGGGCCACCCCCUCGCAAUUCCUACUCUCCGGGAACUCGUGCGAGUUCACAGGCCCGACUUCAUCUUCUUAUGCGAAACCAUUUCCCACAAACAUCGUAUUGAGGAGAUUAAGAUUAGACUAAAUUUUGAAGGGUGUUUUGCUAUUGAUUGUAUUGGCAGGAGUGGUGGAAUCUGCUUACUUUGGAAAUCUUCGGCCCAUUGUAAGCUCAUUGGCUAUUCUCAAAACCACAUCGACAUGAUCAUCACUGAUACUAAAGGUGAUUGGCGUUUCACCGGUUUUUACGGCUUCCCUAAAAGAGGCCGUCGACGCGAGUCCUGGAAUCUCUUGCGGCGUCUGUCCGCCAUCAACUCCUUACCGUGGGCUAUUGCAGGAGAUUUCAAUGACCUCCUUGAUCCCGGGGAUAAAAGGGGUCGUGUGGAUCACCCAAACUGGCUCUUCUCUGGUUUUAGAUCCGCUAUCAUGGAUUGCGGUCUCUCGGAUAUCCCUCUUACGGGUCACCAAUAUACGUGGUCCCGUGGUCUGGGAACUGCCCACUCAGUUGAGGAAAGACUCGAUCGUGGUAUGGCUACGUCCGCCUGGAAACUUCUCUACCCUGACGCAACUCUCAUGCCUCUGUCGGUCCCUAUUUCCGACCAUGUACCCCUCCUCUUGUGGUGCAAAGGUGUGGCUGCUCCUCUGGUCUCCCGGCGUUUCCGCUUUGAAAAUAAAUGGUGCCUUCAACCGGACUUUCCCAAGAUUGUUCGCGACUGCUGGACCAACCUUCAUGGAGUUUCUGUUACAGAGAAGUUAACCGCU
Salvia miltiorrhiza (redroot sage) is the source of this 828-nucleotide messenger RNA. RefSeq lists its product as uncharacterized. The transcript has a single exon. The annotation marks the transcript as partial. The record is from RefSeq and is a predicted model, not a curated record. Lineage: Eukaryota; Viridiplantae; Streptophyta; Magnoliopsida; Lamiales; Lamiaceae. Gene Ontology annotation, molecular function: catalytic activity.